Molecule: messenger RNA, 1109 nt
Organism: Paramecium sonneborni
Lineage: Eukaryota; Ciliophora; Oligohymenophorea; Peniculida; Parameciidae
Source: the annotation of a GenBank genome assembly
AUGUUUUUAUUUUUUAUAAUACCUAUUGUUUUUACAAGUGAAAAUUAUCAAAUUCCUUCUUAUUUUGGAUCGAAAGAGAUGGAUUUUCUAUUAAGAAACAGUAUAUUGAAUGGAAAUUUAAGUUCUUUUUAUUGGCAUCCAAGUAUUUCUAAGAAUGAGAAUUCUUCUAAAUUUUACUUAGGCUAUAAAAAUGCAAUAUUUGAAAUAGAUUAAGGUGAGGAUAGAUGUAUAUUUAGAAAAUAGAAGUAAAAUAAUAGCAGGAUCUCCAACAGGAAAAGCAGGAUUUAGAGAUGGUGAUUCUAAGAGUUCUCUAUUUAAUAAUAUCAAGAGUGUUAUUUAUUUUAGUAAAAAUGAUACUUUGGCAAAGUAAGAAUAGACAAAAUAAACAAUAAUUUUAAAAAAUAAUGAAACAGAUUGUUUAUCUGUUGAUUUUUCAAACUAUACAUUAUGUUUAGAUUUAAUAAGUGAUCCAGUAGAUCCAUAUAGAAUAAAAGAUGUAUAUUAAGAGUAUUAGGUAUCAUAAGAGGAGUAUAGUGAAUAUCUAUAUAUUGUUGAUUCUGGAAAUCAUUGUAUAAGAUAAAUAGAUUUAUAAAGAAAAAUAACAAAAACUAUUGCUGGUAUAUGUGGAUAGAGGUAGCUCUUUGAUUAAUAAAAUUAGUGGUUUUAAAGAUGGUUUAUUUGGAAUGAACUUAUUUAACGAACCAGAUUAAAUGGGUAUUGAUGUUUUAGGAAACAUUUUUGUUAAUGAUUUUAAAAAUCAUUUUAUUAGAAUGAUAACAUUAGAUAGAUAUGUGUAUACAUUAAUAAGUGGAAGUUGUAGAUAAGAUUUGAGGUAUUCAGAUAUCUAAUAUGAUAAAUUGAAUUUAAAGAGAGUUAUUUGUUUAAAAAAAUGGAUCAAAACAUCAGGAAAACCAUCAGAUCACUUAGUAGUUUAAAAUUACAAUAUAUGUACUUAACAUAUAAUAGAUUGUUAAUGAUUAAUUAUCAAAACAUAUAAUUUAGUUAAAAUUAUGACUUUCCAUAAUAACCAUCAACUAAACUUCCUUUGAUAAUAGAUCUCUAAAACUCAAGAUAUCAUUAGAUCAAAAAUCAUAAGGCUCAAUCUAAGU